Messenger RNA from Cheilinus undulatus (humphead wrasse), 858 nucleotides. Its product is annotated as F-box/LRR-repeat protein 2-like. The coding region runs from base 1 to 858 and encodes 285 amino acids. Lineage: Eukaryota; Metazoa; Chordata; Actinopteri; Labriformes; Labridae. Gene Ontology annotation, biological process: SCF-dependent proteasomal ubiquitin-dependent protein catabolic process. Gene Ontology annotation, cellular component: SCF ubiquitin ligase complex. The transcript is spliced from 8 exons. Gene Ontology annotation, molecular function: protein binding. The record is from RefSeq and is a predicted model, not a curated record.
AUGGGUCCUGGACUCCGUGGUGACAGGAUGCUGUCUCUGAUUGGCCGGCUGUGUGAUCAUGUGACCAGUGUGGAUGUGAGCUGGAGCGGAGCAACGGGUGCAGGAGUGAAAGCUCUCAGUGACUGCUGUCCAGGGUUGAAACUAAACUCUGUUGUCCUGAAUGGCUGUCAGGUCACUGAUGAUCCCCUGAUCAAACUCAUCAUGAGACACAGAGGAAGUCUUUGCAGACUGGAGGUGUUUGGCUGUCAGUUCCUUACAUCAUCAUGUCUACAGACUGUUUUUGAGACAUGUCCUGGCCUCCAGCACCUUAACAUCGGACAAGUGCCCAAGGUCAACACAGACUGUCUCACAGUGAUGACAUCACAACUUAAAUCUCUCAUUUCACUAAAUCUGACUGGACUUCGGGGAGUUACAGAGGCCUCUGUGGACUCUUUGCUUCAGAGCUGUGGAAAACUUCAGAGUCUGACACUCAGCUCCUGUAUUGCAGUCACAGACCUGACACUACAAAACAUCAGCAAAUACACUCCUCAUAUCAGGGAGCUGGAUGUGAGCGGCUGUAAAGCAGUAACAGAUGCAGGAGUCGAGUCUCUGGCUCUGAGAUGUCGACGGCUUCAGCAGCUAGAUCUCAGUUCCACCCGCACAGGAAAUAGAGGGGUUACUCUACUGGCCAACUAUUGCAGCAGACACCUUCAAACUGUCAAAUUAAGUUUCUGUCACAUCAGCUGUGAGAGCAUCCUGCAGCUCUGCAGAUGCUGCACCAGGCUGAAGGUGCUCCAUCUCUACGGCUGCGCUCGUCGCCCUACUGAUGGAGAUAUCCAAAAAGUUAACAGUGCUGUUAAAGUUUACCCUACUGAUUGA